Cryptosporidium ubiquitum is the source of this 6012-nucleotide messenger RNA. RefSeq lists its product as uncharacterized. Gene Ontology annotation, biological process: protein K11-linked ubiquitination; metaphase/anaphase transition of mitotic cell cycle; anaphase-promoting complex-dependent catabolic process. The record is from RefSeq and is a predicted model, not a curated record. Gene Ontology annotation, molecular function: molecular adaptor activity. The transcript has a single exon. Gene Ontology annotation, cellular component: anaphase-promoting complex. The coding region runs from base 1 to 6012 and encodes 2003 amino acids. Lineage: Eukaryota; Apicomplexa; Conoidasida; Eucoccidiorida; Cryptosporidiidae.
AUGAUUAAUGCAACAAUAUUAGAAGAGUUUGCUUUAAAAAAUGCGUGCAAUUAUUCCCACUUCAGAUUUGAAAAAGAAUUCAAGAAUAACCAUUUAAAUGCGAAAAAAAGAAACGAAAAAAAUGGAACGCAUGAAUGGGAAUAUCCUAGAAAAAUACUAAACGGAAAUGAUAACUCAGAAAAAUUGUUUUAUUGGUCAGAAAAUGAGAAUAAACUUUGCUACAUUGAAAACGAUUACAUUAAAAAAAAGUGUUCUUAUGGGCUCAUUUCUAAUAAAAAAAACAGGGAAAUUAAUUCAAUUAUAGAAAAUAUAAAACCAAUUAUUUGGCAUGAAACCUAUUUUUCAAAAUUGGGAAAAUGUACUAUGUUUAUUAGCCAAGGAGGUGAGCUAUAUUUCGUUAAUAAUAACGAAAACAAAAGAGUUAUAACGGAUAAAAUAAAAAAAGUCGUGAAUUUAAUCCCACUAAAGGAAGGCGUAAUAAUAGUUGGAUACAACGGAAUAGAAACAGGGUCAAUGAUAAACAUGGCUAUAUUGGGGCAUCCACUUGAACAACAAAUUGAUAUUACUUUAAAAAGUACAACUAAUUUAACUGAAAAGUGUAAUCAAUCAAUCUUUAAUAAGAUUGUAAUAUGGGGUUCAAUAGAAUUUCCAUUGAUAAUGGCUUAUGACCAAAUAAAAAAAAAUCACAGUAUAUAUGUUUAUAGUUAUAUUAACUUUGGCUCUUCGUUAGUUAUAGAAUCUAUUUGGGAAGAUUCUUCGAAAGAAAAAAUAGAAUUUGCCAAAUCAAUUUUUAUUUCCAGAACUAUCUUUGAGAAUAAAAUAUUAAUAUCUUACCGUAUCCCUUCUGUUUCAGAGCUAAAGCUGGUCAUUUUUCCUGAAUCCAAAUUUAAAGAUGUUUGUUACGGAAAAAACUCUAAUAUUGGGAGUCAAGAAAUAGUGGUGCAAACAAUACAAGAUGUUAGGGAUGCAGUACCGAUUACAUUUGGGCACCAACAAGAAAAACAUGAGUUAUUUGGCAUUAAUUAUUUAUAUGGGUUUAAUUAUCUUAAAUCAAGUAAGCUUUUUAACCAAGAAAAAUUCCAUGAUUUACCGACAUUUUUUUUGUUACUACUGAAUUCGGGAAUGCUUUUACUCUAUUCGGGUUCAAAGUUUAUUUUAAAUGUAGAAAUUAAACAUGAGCAUAUAGAAAAUCCUGAAUUAUUAAGUAUUAGCUCAGGAGUCUCAAAUAAUUUUGAUGUAUUGGUAAAAUUUAGAGAUAAUUAUAAAAAAGAAAACCAUUUGAUGGGUAUUAGAUGCUCAUUAAAACUACUCCCUGAAGAUUUUUUAGUCCAAAUAUUAACAAAUUUGUUGAUGAAAAUUACGAAUACAGAAUUUUCACUAAACCUAAUUAAAGAGAUUUUAAUAAGCAAACCUAAAGAACAUUGGAAUAUUUUGCGCAGAGCUCUAUUAGGUGAAUCUGAAUAUAUUAAUGAGCGAAGAUUAAAUACUUCAAACACGAGUUUAAAUAUUUCAAUUGAGUCUCCAAUGUCAAAUGGAGUAUACAAAAAGAUAAAAUUAUUUUCAGAUAAAGAUGUUCACCUAAACAAUAAAUCAAAAAAUUGGCAACAAUUAACAAAAUUUUGGGAAAAGUAUUUGGAGAAAAAUGGCAAAUCUCCAUUUGAUAGAAUUGAGUUUUCAAAUUUGAUAUCGAAGGGAAUAAUUCCUCAUGAAUUUUUAGAAAGUAAAAAACAAGAUUUUAUUAAUUUAAACCUUAAAUACCAGUCGUUAGAAUUUAAAACCACAAAUCAGUGCAUGUACAUUUUGCAUGCUCUAUAUGAAGAACUAGGUUUGUUACCACAAUUUAAUGCAUUUGGAAAUUACCAAAACCGAUUAAUGAAAGAUAUUUUAAUUCCUCUUUCAAAAAAACUAUGUUCAUCUAAUUAUUACGAAUAUUACCAAUUUUUGGAAUCUUCAUUUAAUUUCAUAAACGAAAUAAAAAAUAAUUCAAAUUAUUCAGAUUGGGACCUUCCUCCAAUAUUAUUGGACAAGAUAUAUUUUCUUACGAAAUUUUCAAAACUGAAUAGGGAAGAUAUCUAUUUCAAAAUAAUUAGUGAACAUUUUCCAUUGCAACACUUCACUAUAAAACUUUAUGAACAAUUAUUUAAUGGAUCUAAAAAUCGGGAAACAAUUGAUUUUAUUUCUAAAGCUGGAAUUACUAAUACUAUAUUACCCAUUUUAAGCCCAAUUAUUUCGUUUCCAAUAGAGAAAUUUCUUAAUUGUUACUCAAAUAAUGGACCAAACUUAAGUUUCGAUGAUAAAAAAUAUUUUUUGUUAGGAAGGCUUGACAUGUUAAGCUCUGCAAAAAACACAAACUUAUCUUACACUAAUAUUAGCUCGAAAACAACUAAAAACCAUUCUGAUAACCUUGCAGCAUCUGUUCUUCCGCAUGGAAGAAACACUGUAGAUGACCAAAAAAGCAUGUUAGAGAAUUUACAAGUUUAUUAUAAGAAUAAAAUGGACCCAUCUAGAAUAAUUUUAUCUGAAAAAAGAACAAUAAAAGAAAUAUGGAAAAACGAUCUAACAGAGUAUUCAGAUAUUGGCUCGUUUGAACUCUCCUAUAAAUGGUGCUUUCAAGUUUUCUCCUAUGACAACAGAUAUUGCGAUGCACUGGAGCUGUUAUCACUCAAUAAACCACCCCAAAUAUUAUUACAACGGUCUUCAGGCGCAUAUCCUAUUGAUGAAGAAUCUUGGGAUGAAUUUCAAAGGCAAAGAAUAGUGGAUGCGGUACAGUUAGUUUACACUAACUUGCUCGGUAGGGCAGCUUGCACAUUCGGUGGUUCCUCAUUUGAUAUUUCAUUGAAUAGACUAAAUCGCCCUGCACUUGUAAAUAAAAUCUAUGAAGUUGCGUCCAACUCUUUAAUAAGCGUUGAUAUAGAAAGAUUUAAAGAAGUUUGCUUUGAUAUAUCAAUAUGGAAUGAAUUUUAUAUGGGAGUUACUCAAUCCCUGAAUUAUUGCUGCCCAAACUCCAAAUUGGAAGAUAGUUUUCAUAAAAAUAAAAAACUGUGGAUAAUCGAGCAAUUGGACGCAUUCUCUUCUCAAGAUGACAUCCCAUUCAUAUCUGGUUUUUUGUACGGCAUUUCGUUGAAUGGAUUUUUCAAGGUGGAAAAAUUUGAUUCAAUAACAAACUUCCCUUUAAUUCUGGAACCCAGGGAGAUUUACAAAAUUCUAGAAAAUGAUGGCCAAUCAAUAAAAACUUGUUCAGUUUUGUUAGCAACGGCUGUUACUGCUCUUAAAACCCAAAACACCACAUUAUUAAGGCUUUAUUUAAUGCAUAUUCCCAGUAUACUCCCUAAUAUAUAUACAAAGUCUCUUCAAAUAUCAAGUAUAAAUCAAUACUCUGCGGUGAUUUCAAUUGGGCUUUUGUUUUCACAAAGUCGUAGUCGUCAGGUUGUAGAAAUCCUCUUUUCUGAGUUUCUUAGAGCAGUUUCUGAUAUUGACGACCAAGCAUCAAUUAAUCCGAAUCUAUACUCUAUAUCUGCAGCAAUUUCUCUUGGAAUGGUACUACAACCAAGUGAGGAGUCAAAUAAUAUAUCUUCUAAUACAAUGAUAGAAGAUGAUAUUACUAAUACUUUGUUAAGCUGUAUUUCUGGGAAUAAACUUCCUAAAUUCCUCUCAAAUCUUGCAUCUGGUCCAAACCUUGAACACUAUACGGAAUUCUCUGGACUUAAGAGAUUUAAAUACCAAAAUGAGAAUGUGGAUAGAGGAAAUAUCUCAAAAUCUAAUACCAAUUUAUCUUCAGAAACAAACAAGUUUUCUAAUUCUAGUAAAAACUACUGUUCUAAAAUUGUGGAUUCAACCAUACUAGGAAUCCCUGCAGCACUUUCUAUUUCGAUUAUGCAUAUAAGAAGUAAAAAUAAAUCUAUUUCAAAUUCAAUAACUAUACCGUUUAAUCGGCCAGAAGAACUGGUAAAUUAUAGACCAGAGACGCUUAUUUUUAUGUCUAUGGCAAAAAUUGUUAUUGAAUGGGAAGAAAGUUGUAUACCUAAUAAAGAAUUUAUCUGCAACCAAAUCCCUAGCUACCUUUGGUACCUCCCUUCAGACAAAAAUUUUCCAUUUCCUAUUACUUCAGAAAAAUAUUCAGGAGUUGAACCAAAGGUUAAUGAAAAGCUUAUGCAUUGUAUUUCGAUGGGAACUUUGGAUUGGAUUCAUUGCAUUCAAGCACGUAUUGCCAUUUUGUCUGGAGUUAUUUGGGGAUUAGGUAUAGUGUUUGCAGGGAAAAAGAAUGUUGAGGUUAAAUAUACAGUCACAACAAUACUCGAAUACAUUGAUAGAAUUCCUUUAAUACAGAUGCCUCUUAGUAUUGCAUCUACUAUUAAAGACAAAUCUAUUUGUAGUUCUCAUAUUACAAUUGACAGAUGGUCAAAGGAACUUUGUAUUAGAGUUUGCUUGACUACUGCGUCCCUAUGUUUUUCAGGAAGUGGUGAUAAACAAAUUUUGAUGCAAAUAAAGUACUUUAGAGCGCAAUUGUUAGAAUCUGCUCAGUUAUUAUGGACCAGUUCAACUGCUAUUUCACCAUUCAGCAUAUUUUCCAUACCACCGAUUGAACAUGUUCACAGUCAAUUAAUGGCCUAUAAUAACGCUCUCGGGUUUCUGUUCUUGUCUGCUGGUCAUUAUUCAUUUAGUAAUAAAGAUAAACUCGGAUCCACAUUUUUAUUAUUAGCAACUCACCCAAUAUAUCCCAAAGAUUCUUCUGAUAUUAGUACUCCAGGAAUUAUAUUCCAACCAUUGAGAUAUCUUUUUAUCACUGCGAUUAACUACGGUCGAAAGGUUGUUAUCCCAAAGCUCGUAAGUUGUUCUCCUGAACCUCUUAAUAGUUGUUGCAAUUUUAGUGGGAUUAUUUCAGAGGAAAAAAUAUAUGUUCCAAUUUCGGUCGAACUUAGAUCUGAAGAUAUCAAAUGCCAAAAUAAGACAGAAUACUAUAUUCUUCCUACUAUUUUACCCGAUUGGGAAGAAAUAAUCCAUUUUAAAGUAAUAGGAGAUGCAUACUGUCCUAUUUCAAUUGAUUUCAAUAAAGAUAAGAACACUCAUUGUUUUCAAAGACUUAUAGAUGGGCAGCUUUGGGUUCAAACUAGAAAAAGAAAUAAUGGCUAUUGUUGGAAUGAGGCGAAUCAUAUUAUUAAGCAUCUUAAAAGUAACCAAUUUCCUAAGAUUCAACUUUAUAGUUUUUCUGAUGAUCAAAUAUAUAAAAAACAAAUGCUUUAUAAAUAUUAUAGUUACAAUAAUAGAAUUAUAUUUAAUAAUUCCAAUACCUUCAACCAGUGCGAUGAAAUAAGCGAUUUAUAUACAAAUUUUUCACAUACUCUUGUGCUCGAAGAAAAUAAAUCAUUUGAUCAUAAUGUCUGUAAUCAAAAAAUUCCUAAUAGAAAAUUCAAUUGCUCUCCAUGGCGUGGAACUAUUUUAAGCAACUAUAUUGACCAAAUCCUUUCAACUUGGAAUAAAAUUAAUCAGGAUGGAAGCGGCUGCGAAAUUCUUUUAUCUUCAGAAAUUAUAAAGAUAUUAAGAAUCACACUUAAUCUAGAUAAUGACGGAAAAAUACAAACAAUACUUUUAAACAUUCAUCGUAGGUUACAAGCACAAAUGAGUGUUUUAAUCCGUUGUAUUAGAUAUUAUUACAGUGCACAUAAUGGAACAAGAAUACCCUCCUGCGAUGAGAAACAGUCACUGAGAUUAUUUCUUUCUCUAAAUGGUAUGCCCUUAGCUUCCCAUUUCAACUAUAUAGUGAAAACUAAAAUAGAAUCAAAUGCGAAAAUUAGCACUUUGCUUAGAGAGGAUUAUAACAAAUACGAAGAGAUCAUUAAUCCCAUACUAAUUCUGGAAUUCCCAACAUUAUCCUCUCUUGGGCUUCAAAUUCUAAAGGUUUUUAUAUAUGAAUACUACAUUAAGACACAAAAUGUGAGUUCACAAUCAAUAGAAGCUCAACAACAGAUCAAAUUAAUGCUUACUCGCAUAUUCUCAUCAAAAAACUACUUUUAA